Messenger RNA from Saccostrea echinata, 4351 nucleotides. Its product is annotated as HEAT repeat-containing protein 4-like. The record is from RefSeq and is a predicted model, not a curated record. The transcript has 17 exons. Gene Ontology annotation, biological process: peptidyl-hypusine biosynthetic process. The coding region runs from base 141 to 4118 and encodes 1325 amino acids. Gene Ontology annotation, molecular function: deoxyhypusine monooxygenase activity. NCBI's taxonomy places the organism in Eukaryota, Metazoa, Mollusca, Bivalvia, Ostreida, Ostreidae.
AAUUAACACAUUGUGGUUUUGUUAUCUUCAUGGGUAUAUGAUCGGAGUGUAAAAUGUGACACUGCGUGAAAAUGUGCUGUAAUACGGCAAACACAACGGCAUAGAGUACAGGUCGAAUUUCCUCUAGACACACUUGAGCGAUGUCUCUGUUCAGAGAGAAAUCUGAACGGGUAAAGACCCCAGCCUUAUUUCCAUGUGCAGCAAAGGUUAAAGUACCUCAGCUGGGGUCAGAGGAAACAGAUUUUGAAUUGAAACUUGCAAACAAACCUGCACCAACCUCAGUUAUUUUCAAGUCCUUUCAAGCUCCUGAACCUGUUCAUAAAAGUUACUUGAAGAGAAUCAGUGCUGAUUUACGCUUCAGUGAAGAUGUUGUGGAAGAUCGAUGCUUUCAUAUGGUGCCCUAUGACACAAAGUAUUUGUUCCAAGCUCUUGACCCAUAUGACAUUGUGUCCCCACCACCACAUGCUAGGAUUCCCCCGGGUCGCCAUGAUGCCCGAGGCAUGGACCAGCGUCAUAUGCCAUGUCACUUGACAAAAUCAUACAAACCUCAUCUCAAACCUCUGAAGAGGAAAAUAAUGGAACGAGCCAGAGAAAUGCACAAGUCAGUGAUAGCGCAGUCACAGGACACAGCGACGGAGGUCUCGUCGGAGGAGAGUUUCUUCAUGACGGAGGUGAGCGGACAAAAACAGGACAGUGCUUCUCCUCAGAUCCAGGAUGUAAAGAAACCAGUGCCAAAGGAAAAGAAAAAAGCUGAAGAAAUCAGGCCCAAGAAAAGAUCACCAAGAAAAACAGUAUCAGAUCAAAGUAGCCUGGACUCUGAGCGGGAAACAAAAGAGGUGUGGGAAAAAUUCUGCCGAGAAAACUAUGACUGGGAUGCAUACACUCUAUCAAAGGUCAGCUCGCAUAUGUCAAAGUGGGUCGUUCUGGAGAAGAUGCCUGAUGGACCAGAUAGAGACAGACUGAAGAAACUAGUGGAGGCUUGGUACGGUAGACAGGAUUCCUCCGAUCUGUUGCUGGAGUCUCUGGGAGAGCUUAAGAAAGAGGAACCAACUGAAGUCAAAAAAGACAUGGAAAAGCCGAAGAAAAAAUGGAAGAAGCCAGAGUCAACGAUACUCGCUCGAGUAUAUGAGAUGGAUAUUGCAGAGGAAAUAACAGAACCUCAUGCUCAUGACCCAUACUCAGACGACUCUAAGGCCCCGUUUUACAGGAAACCAGUCGGUUUACGGCGGGCAAUUAAACAUGCAGAAAAGGAGGAGGAAGUGACCAAUAGUGCAGGUGCCAUCAAUGCUACGGCUGAUAUCACUAUCGACUACACUUAUGAGCCGCCUGCCCCACCCACCAUCCGUGACUUUAUUAACCCUGCUGUGGGAGACAAGUUCUAUGAUACAGACAAUCAGUUUCAACAGGAGAUGUUGAUAGGGGUGGAUCAAGUUCACAUAGAGGAGUCUGACAAGAUUGUACUGAGUACUGGUCAUAAAUAUCAGAAAAAUCUACAGCCUGAACACCCACAGAACCCAGAGACCUGGUAUAAUGAGCCAGAGGCUAAACCACCACAUGAAGUGAAGGAGUCACCACGCAUCAAAAAGGUGGAGAAAGGACUUCGUCGCUGGAAAAAACUCCCCGAGCCAGCGGAUGAUUCAGCAGAGUUUAACAUGAUUCCUCCGGGUUUUGACCCUGAAUACCACAGGUCACCAGAUCCCACCACUCGGAGGCUGACCAAACAGAAUGCCUCAUUACUUCAAGUCAUUGAUGAGUGGAGACAGAAGUGGCACCUGAGUGGUCAGUUGGUGGACAGUAAGCCAGAGGAUCUCAUCAAAGACAUGGCAGACAUACAGAGUCAUGUCCGACUGAAGGCCAUAGCCACCAUUGCCAAGGUCGCCGAGUAUCGUCCCCCGGCCCAGGAGAUCUCAAUUUAUGGAGAUACACCCUCACUUAAAGCCCCAUUCCAAGAGCUACCCCACAAACUGUUUGUUGCUCUUGAGUGUCUGUUGGAUGAUAAAGUGGAUCGUGUCAAACUAGCAGCAGCGAUUACACUCUACUCACUCAACAAGCCAGGUGAAAAGGCCAGACAAGUUCUUCAGCUGGCUCUACAGAGUGAGACCAGUGUGGACAGAUGGGCUGCUGCCCAGUGUCUUGCCCAUGAUGGCCUCUGUAACUCGCUAGUAGUGGGCGAGAUUGUCCGUCAGCUGUUAGAGACAGAGGAUACCAUUAAACACGAGAAAGCUAUCUACUUACUUGGCAAACUAAGCAUUUUCUCUCCUUUAGUUCAUUGUAUGGUGGCUGAACAGUUAAACAGCAGUAGCUGGAGACAUAAAGUCAUUGCCUGUAAAAUACUUCCCACACUUCAUGGCACCAUUAACAAGGAUGUAACCAAUAAGUUGAUGGAUUUGAUGUGGAAUGACUGGCAUGAAGAUGUCCGUAAGGGCGCCGCCCAGUGCCUCGGUAAAACCAGCCAUGGUAGGGAGGUCCACGAUGACCUCAGAGAGAGGAUUAUCAAAGGCAAUGAAGCCACGAGGCUAGAAGCCAUCAGUAAAAUUGGACAAUUAGGUAUAAUGACAGCCAAACUACUGCCUGUGUUCCUGAACUGUUUUGAAGAUGAAUACAUUUCUGUGAGAUCUGAAGUCUGUAUAACUUGUGGCAACCUGGAGAUAAAAGAUGAACAAGUUAUAGAGAAGCUGAUCCAUUUAGCUACUUUUGAUCCCAUCUGGAAAGUGAAGGCUUUAGCUAUUCAAGCUAUGGGUAACAUAGGUGUGGUCAAUGAGGAAAUUACUGAAACUUUAUUGUGGGCGGUCAGGUAUGAGGAGAAGCCAGGGGUGAGAGCAGAGGCCUGUCACACCCUGAUGAUGCUGAAACUAAAGACAGAGGAUGUGGCAGAGGUCCUACAGGAGAGAUUCCUUGUGGAAUCUAGCAGUGUAGUCAGAGAGGAGAUAGCUAACACAUUAGAGAUGUUUGGAAUCAGUGCCACGGAAGAUAUGGACAUGGUAGCUCAAAUAAAGAAUGAAGUCCGUAAACUUUGCACCAAGGGUAACAUUGCAGCCCAGAUUUCUCUGAAUGAAGCCGAUGAUCUGAAGCAUGAAAACCUGAGUAGAAUGAUUUACGAGAACGAAAAAGAAAUGGAGCGUAGAAAUCCAUACUCGGUCAUCUUACUGAGAUCUGCCAAGUCGAGUAAGAGUCACUGUCACUUCACCUACAGUGUGUCCAGUCUGUCAUACACCAGGCUAUCUAGAACAAGGAAAAGUAAGGAGAGUGAAGAGAAACUUCCACCAAUGAUGGAGAGAAUAAGAUCAAUGAGUCAGGCCAGUGAUCGCCCUGACACAUCUCAAAGGAAGGUGAUAGGUGAUAGACCCCACACUCCUCAUCAGAGGAGUGUCUCCCCCACCCCGAGCCGUGAAGUCUUCACCCCGACUGCAGAUGAAGAACUUCAUCAAAUCAUGUCACGAGAGGACACCAGGAGUGAAGUGGCCACACCCGAGGCCAGACCCACAUCAGGCCGACAGCACGACUCAGGUACACCCAAAGAUCAGGGCACACCCAAGGGAUCAGAGAGGUCAAAGGUCACAACAGAGGACAGUGAUGUGACGGACAGCAGUGAGAGGGAAUUUUCCUCAGCUACUGGUGGGAGGACUCCAGAGACAGAACGACCAACCAGUGUGGUGAAAUUUGCAUCUGAAUUACAGGUGGAGGAAAUUCCUGGUCGUUCCACACUAACUCCUUCAAAGUCUGCCAUGGAGGACAUGCGUGUGUCGACUCGUCUUAGUAGCAUGGCAGGAGGGCGUGUGUCGUCUGAUGUCAGGGCUUUCAGUCGGGAUGCCAUCAAGGAGAGGGAGAAGAUAAACACAGAGGCAUUAAAGAGCUAUGCUGGGCUGGACAUGCGAUAUUAUGAUAUGAUAGAGGAUCUUAUCCAAGUAGACAAUACAUACGAGUUGAUGACUGGUCAAAAGCCCAAACAACCAGAAGUUGAACUGGUCAAAAAGAUCACGAUGAUUCAGUCUCCGUCAAAGGCACUGAUCGCCCAAUCAGAUGAGGCUAUACCAGUGGACGAUGAGGAUAAUGACGUCCAGUCGUCCGUCAUCAUCACAGUCACGGCUGAUGAGGAUCAAAACAGUAUUACUAAUUAAUCUGUUAAUUAAAGCUUUUCUAUUUUAUUGUUUACUGUAGUUGUGCAUUUAGAAUCAAGGUUGACAACUGAAGGUGAAAGUGCAUUAAAGAGAGAUGUUUUUUCUGUGAUAUAUUUUUAUUCAUGUUAUCAAUUUAUGAUGAGAGGAAAAUUAUAACUGUGAUACAUAUAUAUUGUGUUUAAUUAAUUCUUAUUAUGUCAUAUUUGAAAAAAUAAAUAUGUCUAAAUAUAGAA